Molecule: messenger RNA, 1131 nt
Organism: Meyerozyma guilliermondii ATCC 6260
Lineage: Eukaryota; Fungi; Ascomycota; Pichiomycetes; Serinales; Debaryomycetaceae
Exons: 1
Coding region: 1-1131 (376 amino acids)
Biological process (GO): GPI anchor biosynthetic process
Cellular component (GO): endoplasmic reticulum membrane
Molecular function (GO): hydrolase activity, acting on ester bonds
Source: RefSeq, a predicted model, not a curated record
AUGUACUGGUUUCGUUUAUCAGCCAUUGCCUUCCAUGCGUCUUUGGCGCUUGCUUCGGUUGGAGAUUGGCUUCCCGAGUUCCAGAAAUGCUUACUGCACUGUGACGAGUUGUACUCAUGUUCCAAUCCACGUCUGGAUCACCCACUUCCCCAGCUUGUUCUCGACUCUGUUCCUCCAUCUUCAUACCAGUUAGAAGAGUUUGAAAAGUUUAGUGUGAAUCCAGUGUGUCGGAUUGUUUUCCUGUGGGACUGUCUGCUGGAUUGUAACUAUAAAUGCCAGCGAUUGGUGACAAUUUCACGUGAAAACAAUGGCCAUGAAAUCGUGCAAUUUUAUGGAAAAUGGCCGUUUGUACGGAUUUUGGGAAUCCAAGAGUUUGCCUCAGUGGUAUUUUCGAUCGGAAACAUGAUGGCUAGCUACCGAAACUGGCCAAAAUUGCAGAAACAAUUCAAAAAACACGGAUCCAAUAGCGACGUUGCGACAAUGUACUGGCAGUAUAUGGUGCUUGUGGUUGUUAGUGUAGUUGGCUGGACAUUCAGUACGCUUUUCCAUACACGGGACAACAAUAUCACCGAAACUUUGGACUAUUUUGGUGCAGCAGGCAUUAUUUUGGCAAAUUUCAAUGCCAUUAUGGUUCGGUACUUUGACCUUUUUCGGUCAAAAAACCACCAGAGACGAUUUGUUUUUCAAUGUGGAUUAAUAACAGUGUUUGUGCUCCAUUGCUGCAAACUUUUAAGGCGCUGGGAUUACCUUUACAAUAUGGCAUUUGGGUUAUUUUUCGGUCUCAGUUCAUUGGCAUUGUGGAUUUUACAUUCUUUGGCUGUUUCUCGAAUUGUAGCCAAAAACCCUCAUUUCUUCAAUAAUUCAAUCCAGCUACUCCCAUUCGAGACUAAAAUCCUUUCAAAACUUGAACAUGUUGGUUUUGCAGAAUCCAAGUAUAUUCCUACACUUCCAGUAUUUCUCAACAUUUGGAUGGUUUUGGGAAUGGCUUUUGAACUUAUGGAGUUUGAUCCAGUAUGGGGUAUCUUUGAUGCUCAUUCAAUGUGGCAUUUCUUUACUAUAUUUCCCAGUUUAAUCUGGUACGACUGGAACAUAUGGGACAUCGAGUUGGAUAUGGUGCAACGAAAGCGGUAG